AUGGAUGUUCUUUUUGAUGAGAUAAGAACGGCAUGGCAAGCCAUACCAGUGGCACGCUGUCAGAAUCUAAUUACAUCAAUGCGCAAUAGGUUUGCCGAACCCAAAUAUUGGAUUUCACAAGUUCUUGCUGAUGUACUCGUCGAUGUGGAAUGUGAUGCCCGACGGCUGGAUAAAGUACUGCAAAUGCUUAAUCGUGAGGUACAAUCCGUAAAUUAUACAACCGUACAUCCAAUGUUUCGUGCGCCAUCCUUAUCAACACGCUCUAGCUUUGAUUUUGGCGAUAUGGUUUGGUUUCCGCGCAAAAUUUCCGACCUGGAUAAGGCGCAAAAUGUGCUAAUGUACGGUUCCGAGCUGGAUGCUGAUCAUCCAGGUUUCAAAGAUCCCAUUUAUCGCAAGCGACGCGAGCAAUUUACCGCCAUAGCGAACAACUAUAAGAACGGGCAACCAAUACCACGUGUGACCUACACGCCGGAUGAGAUAAAAACUUGGGGCACCGUCUUUCUUGAACUGCAUCGUCUCUAUGCCAAACAUGCAGUGCCGGAGUAUAUGGAAAAUUGGCCCGAAUUGGUUAAGUACUGUGGUUAUCGUGAGGACAAUCUGCCGCAAUUGGAGGAUGUUAGCAACUAUUUGAAACGCAAGACGGGCUUUCAACUACGUCCCGUAGCUGGGUAUUUAUCACCACGUGACUUUUUGUCUGGUUUGGCUUUUCGUGUAUUCCAUUGUACACAAUAUAUAAGACAUUCUUCAGAUCCGUUUUACACACCGGAACCUGACUGCUGUCACGAGCUUUUGGGUCAUAUGCCUCUGCUAGCUAAUGCCAGUUUUGCUCAAUUCUCACAGGAAAUCGGUUUGGCCUCAUUGGGUGCGGAGGAUGCAGAUAUUGAAAAAUUAGCAACGUUAUAUUUUUUCACGGUUGAAUUUGGGCUGUGCAAGCAACAGGAUAAUACAUUCAAGGUAUACGGCGCUGGUCUUUUAAGCUCUGUAGCCGAACUACAACAUGCUAUAACCGCUGCGGACAAAAUAAAAAAAUUCGAUCCGGAUAUAACUUGUCAAGAAGAAUGUAUUAUAACAUCCUAUCAAAAUGCUUACUACUACACCGAUUCAUUCGAGGAGGCCAAGGAGCAAAUGAGGUAUAACUAUUUAUAAGUAGUAUUUAGAUGAGUAAGGCCACGUUAAGAGUACUACGAAAAUUUUGCAGUCAUGGAAAAGAUAAGAAUAUGUAUUUUCAAAACUAAUAAUAGGGACACACAUUUUUUUUUACUGUUUAUUAAAGAUUUGCUAAAACAAUUUGAUGUUGUACUCGGGAUCAAACCAUUUCGUUACCGUAAUGAACUUUAAUUGCUUUCUUAUUUCUUAUUGC
Rhagoletis pomonella (apple maggot) is the source of this 1360-nucleotide messenger RNA. Its product is annotated as tryptophan 5-hydroxylase 1-like. The record is from RefSeq and is a predicted model, not a curated record. Gene Ontology annotation, biological process: aromatic amino acid metabolic process. Lineage: Eukaryota; Metazoa; Arthropoda; Insecta; Diptera; Tephritidae. Gene Ontology annotation, cellular component: neuron projection. Bases 1 to 1146 code for a protein of 381 amino acids. The transcript is spliced from 8 exons. Gene Ontology annotation, molecular function: tryptophan 5-monooxygenase activity; iron ion binding.